AUAUAUAAUACACACUUUUUAGGAUUCUUAUUUUAAAAAGCAAUGAUGAUUCAUAGUAAAAAGCUUAGUGGCGCAGAAAACCGAAAACGAACCCAUGCAAAAAAUGAAGCUCAAGCAAAAAUACUUUUAAAGACUGCUAAGUUAGAAACAUAUUUUAGCUUUACAGAUAAACAGCUUCACACAUCGCCGGUUGAAAAUGUAAAUAAUACAAGCGAUGAAAAUGAUCACAGCUUUAUUGUUAAUGAGAAUAACCUAUCAAAUCCAGACGAUUUAAUAUUAAUAUUAUCAAGUAAGAGCUGUAUUGAAACUAGUAAAACUCUAUUGACUCCAGAAUCCAAAGAACUAAAUGAAACACCCUGUUUGUCCAUGCACGAACAUAACAAGCCCGAAUGUUUAUUAAACCAAAAUGAUCACAGAUUCACUGUUAAUAAAGAUAAUCUAACAAAUCCAGACAAUCUUAUAUUACUAAAUAACAGCAGCACAGAAACGAGUAAAACUCUAUUGUCUACAGAAUCGGAAGAAAUAAAUGAUACACCACGUUUGCCAAUGGUUGAACAUAACAGUCUUCCUAAACAAAGUAUUGUUCCUGAAAAUGAUCCUGCCAAUUGGAUAAAAAAUCAAGAAACGAUAGAUUAUUUAUCAAUCAAUGGAUUUAACCAAAAUUUAGAGAACAAUAAUUUCCAAAAGUCAAAAAGAAUUUACACUCAAAUAAUUGGUGGGGUAAGACGUACUCGUUUUCGAUAUAUGUCAAAAAGUAUAUUUAUAUCUACUCUUGUUAAUGGUGAAAAAAUUAACCGAACAUUUUUGAUUUACUCAGAAAGUAAAAGAUCAAUAUUUUGUGCUCCCUGCUAUUUAUUUGGUGGCACUACAUUGUUUGCCACAGUUGGUUUUUCAGAUUGGAAAAAAGGAGAAGAAAAAAUCAAGCGUCAUGAAAAUUCACAACACCACAAAUUGUGUGUAAUGAAUAUGAAAGAAAGAAAAGAAGUGUUAAAUCGAGUUGAUCAAAAGCUAAAGUAUCAAGUAGAAACAGAAAUAAAUUAUUGGAAAAAUGUAUUGAUAAGAGUUGUAGCUGUUGUGAAAUCCCUUUCUUCUCGUGGAAUGUCUUUUAGAGGCGAUGAUGACCGUUUUGGAUCUGUUCAUAAUGGGAACUUUAUGAUGAGCUUAGAGCUUAUUGCUCAGUUUGAUCCUUUUUUAGCACAACACAUUGAGAAGUUUGGAAAUAAAGGAAAAGGUUCAACAUCAUACCUAUCAUUUAAUAUAUAUGAGCAGUUCAUAAGUAUAAUGGCAGAUAAUGUUAUUCAACAAAUGGUGAAAGAAAUAAAGGAAGCUAAAUACUUUUCCAUCAGUAUUGAUUCUACUCCUGACAUUAGCCAUGCAGAUCAACUGUCAUUCAUUUUUCGGUAUGUUCAAAAGAAUGGCUGUCCGGUAGAAAGAUUUUUAGGGUUUUUACCUAAUUCUGGUCAUAAAUCUGAAGAAUUAGCAGAUGCUGUAUUUUUAGUUUUAGAAUCGCAUGGAUUAGAUAUUAAUAAUUGUCGUGGUCAAAGUUACGACAAUGCGUCUAAUAUGUCUGGUAGAUACACAGGACUUCAAGCUCGCAUUAAAAAAGUUAAUCCUUUAGCAACAUUUGUACCAUGCUCGGCCCACUCUUUAAAUCUUGUUGGUGAGUGCGCUGUGGACUGUUGUAUUUAUGCUUCUGAAUUUUUUAUUCUGCUUCAAAAUAUUUAUAAAUUUUUCAGUGCCUCUACUUAUAGAUGGGAAAUACUUCAGAAGAAUUUGAUUAAAACAGAAAAUGUAUCUCUUAAAAAACUAUCAGAUACCAGAUGGUCAGCAAGAUCUGAUGCAAGUAUUAGUUUAAACAAAAAUUGGAUUGAAAUAAUUAAUGCACUGUCUUUUAUCAAAGAUGAUAAAACAGAAAAAUCUAUUACAAGAUCAGAAGCUAACGGGCUAUAUUUAAAACUGGAUAGUCUUGAAACAGCUAUAAUGGCCACAUUAUGGGGCGAUAUACUAGAGAGAUUCAACAAAACUAGCAAACAAUUGCAGUCAGUUGAGAUUGAUUUAGAAACAGUUGUAAGUUUAUACGAAUCUUUAAUUCGAUAUGUAUUAGAUUUAAGGAGUAUGUUUGAUAUCUAUGAAGAGAGAGCAAUAAACAUAUCGAAAAAUACGCACACAAAACAUAUCGAAAAAUACGCAAUAACAUACGAAUAACACAAAACAUAUCGAAAAAUACGCAAAAGAAAAAGAAAACUAACUGCAGAUGAAAAAAGAGAAGAAGAAACAAAUUUUAAAAUUCGAGACUCUUUAAGAAUUAAUACAUAUUAUGCUAUAAUUGAUAAACUUCAUUCUGAACUAGAAAGAAGAAAAUU
This is a messenger RNA of Hydra vulgaris (swiftwater hydra), 2363 nucleotides long. Lineage: Eukaryota; Metazoa; Cnidaria; Hydrozoa; Anthoathecata; Hydridae. The record is from RefSeq and is a predicted model, not a curated record.